Molecule: messenger RNA, 7372 nt
Organism: Echinops telfairi (small Madagascar hedgehog)
Lineage: Eukaryota; Metazoa; Chordata; Mammalia; Afrosoricida; Tenrecidae
Gene: CCSER2
Product: coiled-coil serine rich protein 2
Exons: 10
Coding region: 78-3221 (1047 amino acids)
Biological process (GO): microtubule bundle formation
Cellular component (GO): microtubule cytoskeleton
Molecular function (GO): microtubule binding
Source: RefSeq, a predicted model, not a curated record
GGGCUGCGGCCCAGCUGAGGCAGCGCGACCUCUGCGGGAUUCUGUCAAUCUUUAAGGACAAAUGUACCUUAUAGCUCAUGGAAGAAAAAACUCAUAUCAAGACAUUUUUGGGUUCGAAGUUGCCAAAGUAUGGAACAAAAUCCGGAAGAAGUACACUGCAACCAAUGCCAAAUGGGACACCUGCCACCUUCUUAGACAUUUCCAAGAGUAGCAAUGUAAAAAGUUUCAUCAAAAACAAUGGCUCAGAUUGUGCGUUGUCUCGUUCAUUUAAUUGGAGAAAGGCAAAUAGAUACCAACUCAGUGAACAAAGUGCUGGAGAGCCUGAUACUCAGAAUUCACUUGAUAAAUUAAUUGAUUCUGAAAAACAUGCGCCUACCCAAGGAGUGUUUGAUAAAAGUAGGAUAAGAGGAAAUUUGAAAAGUAUUUCUGUCCUCACAUCCAAGGUAGCAAAGCCAUCCACUAUGUUUGUAUCAUCUACAGAGGAGUUAAAUGAGAAGUCUUUGUCUGGACCAUCAAAUUUGGGUAAAUUCACCAAAGGGACAUUAUUAGGAAGAACUUCCUAUUCUUCAGUCAGUGCUCCCAAAUCACAGUUGAAUGGAUUUUAUGGAACUCGAUCAGCUGGUAGCAUGCAAAGACCUAGGGCAAACUCCUAUGUUACUAGAAGCAGUUCUGGAGAAAGCUUAGCACAGUCCCCAGACAACAGUAAAUCUAUUGCUUGUGAAAAAAUGGUAAGGUCACAAAGUUUUUCACAUUCCAUUCAGAAUUCAUUCCUUCCACCAUCAUCUAUCACCAGAUCACAUUCCUUCAACAGAACUGUAGAUCUUACUAAGCCUUAUCAGAACCAACACCUACACAUUAGAGUGCCUCUACAGUCAAGCAUGCUAACAAGAAAUUCCCGACAAUCGGAAGUACUCAAUGGGAACGAACAUUUAAGGUAUGGAUAUAACAGGCCAUAUCCUGCUAGUGGAAAGAAGUUGACUCUAUCAAAUGGCUCUGGUAUAACUUCCACUUUGGGUUAUAGGAUGGUUCAUCCUUCCUUACUGAAAUCCAAUAGACCUGCAUUUUCUGGGAGUAUCACAGUUGAUGGUAAUAAAAACACACCUGUUAACACGUGUGUAGAGGAAUGUGCUACAGAUUUGGCUAAUGAGAAAGCUACAAGGAAGGACCAAGAACUAAUUGAAAAUGAUAGUUACCGAACAGAAAAUGACCAGACCAUGAAGAAUGAUGCCAAAAUUAGAUAUCUGAGUGAUGAUGUGGAUGACAUUUCCUUGUCUUCUUUAUCAUCUUCUGAUAAGAAUGAUUUAAGUGAAGAUUUUAGUGAUGAUUUUAUAGAUAUUGAAGACUCUAACAGAACUCAAGUAACUCCAGAGGAAGUUUCUCUCAAAGAAGAAAAGCAUGAACAGAUACCUCCAAAGGAUAUAUUGGAUUCCCCCACGGAAAAUGAGAAAUCUUUCAGUAAAACCGAUGAAUGGAUAGAUAUAAACGUAUCUGACACGAGUGAAUGUACAAAGCACACUGCUGGGAAUAACUUGAUUUCACCAGACACAGAUUACAGAGCUGGUUCUUCCUUUGAACUCUCCCCAUCUGAUAGCUCUGAUGGAACAUACAUGUGGGAUGAAGAAGGCUUGGAGCCCAUUGGAAAUGUGCAUCCUGUUGGAAGCUAUGAGUCCUCUGAGAUGAACAGUAUAGAUAUUCUGAAUAAUCUUGAAUCAUGUGACCUUGAGGAUGAUGACCUUAUGCUUGAUGUGGAUCUUCCUGAAGACACACCUAUUGAAAAUGUGGAGUGUGACAAUAUGAACCGUUUUGACCGAUCAGAAAGAAAUGCUCGGCAGUCUCAGGAAGGAUUUUGGAAAAGGCCACUUCAGAGGUGGAGUGGACAGGAACACUACCACCUCAGUCAUCCUGACCACUAUCAUCACCAUGGAAAAAGUGACUUGAGCAGAGGCUCCCCUUAUCGAGAAUCUCCUUUGGGCCAUUUUGAAAGCUAUGGGGGUACCCCCUUUUUCCAAGCUCAGAAGAUGUUUGUAGAUAUACCAGAAAAUACUGUGAUAUUGGAUGAAAUUACCCUCCGGCACAUGGUCCAAGAUUGCACUGCAGUAAAAACUCAGUUACUGAAACUGAAACGUUUGUUGCAUCAGCAUGAUGGAAGUGGUUCAUUACAUGAUAUUCAACUAUCAUUGCCAUCUAGUCCGGAACCAGAAGAUAGUGAUCAGAUAUGUAAGAAUGAAGAUUUAUUAAAUGAAAUAAAGCAACUUAAAGAGGAAAUAAAGAAAAGAGAUGAAAAAAUCCAACAAUUAGAACAUCAACUUGCAACUCGGUGUAACUGCCAACAAAAAUCUAAAGAGGAAAAAUGCAUAUAUGCUGAUAAAUAUACCCAAACACCCUGGAGAAGAAUUUCUCCUCAAGUACUACAGCCUUCCAACAGCCUUCCCAGAUCCACAGACCACCACGCCCAGGGAAAACUAAUAAAACCACAGCGUACCGAGGCCCACAGUGAAUGCACUCCCCGGGGCACACAUCAGAGAGUUGCACAUCUGGACAAAAGCUUCACACGUGGCUUGCAACAAGAAAGCAAGUGUGGUCUGGUUGACCUGCCUUUGUCGCCAAGCCCACAGCUGACUAAGGACAUGGAGAAUAGUGUACCUUCUGAAGCAAACUUGAACAUAACCGCAAAUGCUCCAGAGCCUUAUCAUUUGGCAAAUAAUAACAGUAGUGACAUACAAUGUAUACCCACUUCUCUGCAAACACCUUCUCAAUCAAGUACAGCAGACCAGGUUAAAAGAGUUGUAAGAAAUCAGUCUUCACCAGUGGGCCAUGCAUCAGAGCCCAAGGCCUUGCAAAUUCCAAAGCCUCCCAGCUUGAAUUCUUUGGUAUCGCCUCCAGUCUCUGAAUCUUCCCUAAGUAAGACUGACACUUGUAAGAAAUCACCCCUAAUCACACCCUGUAAUUCAUCAAAACUUCAGCCAACAUCUAGUCAGACAAAUCUUACAAAUAAUCCUAAAUUGAAAGUGUCUAAACUCCGACCCCCUUCCAGCUCGUUCAAACAAAAACAAAUAAGCAACCCCCGACUGGAGCCUCCAACUGUCCAGUCCAAGACAAGCAUCCCAAGACCAUUAACACGAAGAAAAGAGGUCGUGCAGACUAUGAAUGGUAGUUUUCAUUCUGGGGAUUGUUUGGCCACCAAUCGAUGCUCUCGUCUUCCGAAACCAAAGAUACAUUAAAUACAUAGCCAUCUCCUGCCACUUUGCUUUUGUAAAACAAACUCAUCUGUCCUGUAAUAUCUUUUCGUGCAUUUUGCUACCACGGUGGAGAUUCCAUUGAAAGCCUGCAAAUCUUAAAUAUUAAAACGUAUUAAAGUGGGGAAUGUUCUAGUUUGGCUCUUAUAUUUUAUAUCCAGGUUGAAGUACAUACUGUUUGAAUAUACUUGUCUCAGGUAAACGCAUAUGUUUGCUUACCCAGCUAAGCAGCCUCUCAAAGGCUCUAAUCAUGUUAUCCUCCCUCUGCCUAUCAUAAAAUAUAUAGUACUCAACUAUCAGGCAAGAAAUAUGCUUAGCUAAUUCAGCCCUUUUAAGGUUGGUAGAGUGUCACCCUGGUAGCACAGUGGUUAAAACACCCUGUUGUGAACCACAAGGUCAGUGGUUCACACUUGCUAGCUACUCCUCAGGAGAAAGAUGUGGCAGUCUGCUUCUGUAAAACGUGCAGCCUGGGACCCCCUCUCGAACAGUCCUACUCUGUUCUACAGAGUUGCUUUUGUUGUAUGUAGGGUCUGUCUGAAUUGUGGCUAUGAGAAACUGUUUUCACUUGCCACUCCUGUGAAUAAGGUUACUCUUUUACCUAACAUGUUGGUGAUGACGGAAGAUGUCUGACCAGUAUUUUGUAUGACUCAGCGGUCUAUGCAAAAUCUCGGUGAAGAGUAAAGGAGAUCAGGUCGAUUUUCCUUUCCCCUGCUAGGAUCAGCAAGAUAGUGUUACUAUUCACUCAUUUACCUGAAAAAUCUCCUAGGCUGAAAUGUUUCAUAUUAUAUAUGAAUUGAUUAAAUGUUGCUUUAGCGUCUCCAUAUAGCUACUCCACCCCACACACCAUUUGUUGUUUGUAUUUGCUUCUGGGUAAAUUUUGGAAAGAAAGCAUAAGAUGUAUCUUAUACCUAUACCUAGGGGGGUAUUUGUUUCUGAAAUAUGUUGGUGCUAGAGUUUACACGAAACUCUAGGCUUAUGGAUCCAUGAUAGCUGUUUUAAGAUUUGACAGCAUCUAUUUUAAAUUAAGUGUUUAUUGUACUAUUUGUAUUUAUUGACUUUCUGCUAAUGUCUGAAGACUAAUAAUGGACUUGAAAUGUUUGCACAGAAGUAUGAUGGACACAUAGGGAUUUAAGACUAUUUUGUAUUACAAAACCAGUUAAAAUAUUUUGGGAAAAUUUAUAAAUUGUAAGUAAGACUACCUUGGGAAAAUCUGGACUUGGUAAUAGUUUUAUUUUUCCUGAGUUUUCCAGGUUUCCCUUUUAUGUUGUAGGAUGUUUGACAAUUUCUUGAAAAGUAGGCAGGAUUUAGUAAGAGUAGUAGAAGUGCGAAGGAUAAAUUAUGUACUAUUAAAAGGUAUUAAAAAGUGUUUCAAAGGCAAUAUGCUUAUUUAUUUUGCUGUGCUACAGAAAGUAGCUGGGGGUGGGGGAGUGGGUACGGGGACUCCAAGGGACCACAAAGUGCAUGAUGCUAAUCAAGGUGCUGGCUACUUGUCAGGCCAGACCAGGCCGUUUGCCUCCUCUUCCCUGAUCAUGUCAUUUUUAGAUUGUUCACCUAUGGCUGCUUUAAAUGGAAUAAAUAUAUAUAUUUCAAACAGAUAACCUUUCUAAGGCCAAUUUUUGUCUUGAUAAGCUGAUCAAAAUGAAUCAAGAGGAACGAUGGUUAAAGAGACAGUCACUCGUUUGCUACGGAUUUUAUUUAAAAGUGUAUUGGUGAGAUGGUCUGCCCCUUUUUUUUACGAGAGUAUCAAAAGGAAAUGCUUUAACAGAAAUUCUGAAAGUGGCAUUUGCUGCCAUUUUGACACAAGUUUCCCUUAACCUAUGAACAAUUCAAGUGAAUUCAUCUUUGCUGAAUAGAGCAACUGAAAUCGAGUCUUCUUCUCGCUUGACGGCACUUCUGCAGAGAAUCAUCGAACUUUGGUGAGUUCUCACCCGGUUCGGACACUGGUAGCACAGAGUGAUCAGGCAUGUCGGCAAAGCCCCGUGGUUCCUGGAAACUGAUUGUGAGCAUGGCCGGUCCAGUUGGCGUUUGCAGGUGGACUUGAGGGUUUUUUAAAAAAACAAAGACUGGUCUCUGACAUUGCAAAUGGGAUGCUAUCUUCCGUAUUUUUCUAAGGUAAAGAAGAAACGUGAAAUUAGUGGGUUCUUGGUUUGUUUGGAAUUUGGUAGAGACUUAGGGAAUAUGCGCACAUCGCCCUUCAUCUUUAGGGGGAAAGUUUUCUACUCUUAAUUUAUUUUUAACCUCUGAAUCUGAGUGAAGUCUCUUCACAUUCUACUUUAUAAGAUGUAGACUCCAGGAAUUUGUUUAUUCUAUUUUUGUCCUCUUUUUUUCUCUCUCUCCCGGAUGAAUUUUCAGAUAUAUCAACUUAUCCGUUCAACCUGACUGAGCCAUAAUCAUGAAAGAGGAGAGGCUCAUUUAACUUACUUAUAAAGCAUAAUGAAUUGAGGAGAAAAAAAUUAUGUCAGAUGCUUGCACAAAACAACUUAAGUUUUGCCUGCAGUUCUCUUGAAAAAACUGCAGGCAUUUUCUCGUCUGCUCCUUAGUGAGUACAUGUUCAGUCAGAUCUGGAAGUGGGGGCUAUGACUGGAGGUCACCUCAAAUCUGCUAGAUGGGUUUAUGGCUUCUGUAAGUCAUCUCCUCCACAGUCCUUGUGAUUGGAUGAAGACGGUUACAGUACAUACAUUUAAAUUCCUGAAGAUGAAGUUUUGUAGUGUAUCUUUCCAAUUUAAUCAGAAAUGAUAGUCAUAAUAUAUAAUAAAAUGCAAAAUGCCAAUGCAACAGUAUGUCAGUAAUCCAAUAUGGUUGCUUAAAGUUCACAUUUGUGAAAGAAAAUUGAAUGCAGAAUUCUCUAGUUGGCUAGUAAUAAGAUAACUCAUUAGUUCUUUAAAGAAAGAAAGCUUGGCCAAAGGAAUUCAUCAGUACAGGUGGGGACGAUUUUAAGGCAUUAAGUAAAAGAUGUAGUUGUUUAGGUAUUUUCUAAUAACUGACACUAGCAUUUUUCUGUUGGGGUCUCCUUGUCAUUUGUGCAAUAUUUCCUGGUGUAUUGACUACUGUUCAUUGUAUUUAUUAUAGAUACUAAGGACCUUACUAAGUAGUUUAACAAAUUAAAUUUAAAUAUGAAACAGAAUACCAGAUUUGCACUUUAAAUGCGCUUUCUUGCUUGGAGCUGUGCCUGAAGUAUCAAAAUGCCUCCCAAUGGGUCCGGCGUCAUUUGUGGAAAUGCAUUUCUCUGUCAUUGUUGCUGUUUGAACAUAAUCAGUACAGCCUUCCACAGAACUACAUCCCCGGCAUGUCACUUUUCCCGUUAAAGCACUUAAGUUUUCUUUGAAUAUUCCAUUGUCUCCAUAAGUAUCUUACUCCGUGUAUCAAAGAAAAUGUGAUCCGCGCUUCUGUCUGAAUGUUCUGGUGGCAUAGUUGGUGGUGUAGACACAAGCUGCACUCGGAUUUCUGCAGCCGUCAUAAUGGUUUCCUGGUCUCUCGUGGCCUGGGGCUGUACUUUGGACUCACCAAAUAGGCCUGUGAUCAAGAUCUAUAAAACUGCAGCGCUGUUUCAGUUUCCUCUCUAUCUUGCACAUUAGUUUUUGUGUUGCUAAAUGAGCUGGAGUGGUUAUGUUUGCAUGCUUGCUUAUGCACACAUUUAAUAAUAAACUACGCUGUAAUAUAAGCCCCUGAUGUUUUUCUCUGGGGAUGAUGGCCUUUCUAUUUGUAUUCAUUCUGAUGCUUGAAUUCUAUUUUCAAAUGGUCUUUCCACAUCUCCCUUUCAUUUCUCUGCUGCAAAAAUUUGAAAGAACAUAUUUGAAUAAAUGGCUAUGAUGGUAGAUGUCAAUCUCCAACUAUGUCAUGACUCAAAGAGACGUGUAUUUUAAUCUUCUUGGGGUAAAGCUUUCCUUGGUAAAACGCUGCCAUAACAAAUAAUACUGACCUUAAGAACUUAAGUUUCUCCGUCAUUACUAACUAAAACAAAAACACCACAAUCUUUAAUACCUGCAGUAUUGUUUUCCAUUGAUUAAAAAAACUAGUUCAGAGUAAAUACUGUAUAUUAGAAUAUGCCUGUAAAAUGAAUUAUAAAUACCAGAUGUAAAAUCUCUUGAAAAUGUCAGUAUAGUAAAUAAAAAUAAAGUUCAUGAUUAUAAAAAUGA